Molecule: messenger RNA, 2219 nt
Organism: Tremella mesenterica DSM 1558
Lineage: Eukaryota; Fungi; Basidiomycota; Tremellomycetes; Tremellales; Tremellaceae
Exons: 13
Coding region: 1-2103 (700 amino acids)
Cellular component (GO): catalytic step 2 spliceosome; intracellular anatomical structure
Molecular function (GO): RNA binding; ATP binding
Source: RefSeq, a predicted model, not a curated record
AUGCCUCCUCAGUUCUGGAAGCCCGGGACCGCAGCUCCUGGAUCUUCUUUAGACAGAGACACCGAGACAGAAGGUUCUCUUCUCCCUUCUCUCAAUCCUCAAACGGCUCAUCUAUCCCUUGACGCUCAACGACAGAGAUUGCCAAUCUACAAACAUAGAGAAAAACUUCUUUGGUGUGUUGAGAAAUACAGAGUGGUCAUCGUUGUCGGUCAAACAGGUUGUGGGAAAUCUACUCAAAUACCUCAAUAUCUGCAUGAGGUAGGAUGGACGUCCCAAAACCUCGUCGUUGCUUGUACUCAGCCCAGAAGGGUAGCUGCAACAUCAGUUGCCACUCGCGUAGCUGAAGAAGUCGGAAGUGUGCUAGGAGAUGAGGUGGGGUAUUCCAUUAGAUUCGAAGAUCUAUCAAGUCCGACUCGGACGAGGAUAAAGUAUAUGACGGAUGGGAUGCUGUUCAGGGAGUGUAUGACGGAUCCCUUGUUGAGUCGAUAUAGUGUUAUCAUGGUGGACGAAGCACAUGAACGAGGUGCAUAUACCGAUCUCCUUUUGGGGUUAUUGAAAAAAAUCAUGCGUAAACGUCCUGAACUGAGAGUCAUCAUUUCGUCCGCGACUAUCGACGCAGAAGACUUUUACGAAUAUUUCAACUCGAACUCCGACCAUGCCGAUCGAUCCAAAGAUGACGCCAUCAUUGUCAGUCUCGAAGGUCGCAUGUUCCCCGUCGAAGUCUGUUAUCUCAAGCAACCAUGUGAUGAUUAUUGUGCAGCCGCCGUUCAAACCGUCUUUGACAUUCAUCUGAGGGAACCCUCAGGAGAUAUUUUGGUUUUUCUUACUGGAAGAGAAGAAAUUGACUCGGUGAUACAACAAGUUACCGAUCGUCUACAAUCUUUACCACGUGCUGCACCUCAAAUCCUUCCUCUUCCUCUCUACGCGACCCUUCCUGCGGAAGAACAAGCCAUUAUAUUCGAACCUCCACCUCGAGAUACCCGUAAGGUUAUAUUCAGCACCAACAUCGCCGAAGCGUCCGUCACAAUUGACAAUAUCCGAUAUAUCGUCGAUUCUGGUUUUGUCAAAUUGAAAACAUUCAAUCCUAGAACUAAUAUGGAUGUCCUCACUGUCACACCAUGUUCUUUAGCUUCUGCCAAUCAACGAGCUGGUAGAGCAGGCCGAACUUCUGCCGGAAAAUGUUUUCGUCUUUAUCCAGCUUCUAUGUUACCUACUCGGAAUCCCAGAUCUCCCAUGCCACUACAAACCCCACCGGAGUUGACAAGAUCAGAUAUCAGUUUGUAUCUCUUACAACUCAAGGCUUUGGGGAUAGAUAAUGUUGCCAAAUUUGAUUUUCUCAGUCCACCAUCUAGCGAGAUGAUGAUCCGCGCUUUGGAAUUUUUGUAUUGUCUAAAAGCGAUUGAUGAUGAAGGAAGAUUGACAAGACCGUUAGGGGAGAGGAUAGCGGAAGUUCCUUUAGACCCGAUGAUGGCUGCUAUCUUGUUGAACUCUGCGGCGUUCAAAUGCAGCGAGGAGAUCUUGACUAUAGCUGCUAUGACGUCUGUCCAAGACGUGUUCAUCCAACCUUCGGGAGGUAUGAAAGCUACUAUGGCGGAAUUGGAACGACGAAAAUUUACCGCUGAGGAAGGUGAUCACUUGACUCUUCUCAACGCUUACAACGCAUUUACCAGAUUUGGCGCAAAAGACAAAUCAUGGUGCGGCAACCAUCGGUUAAACUUUAAAGCUCUUUCGAGAGCUAUGAGUAUCCGGAAACAGUUGAAAAAGUAUUUAGAAAGAUUCGGAAUAAAGAUACAGAGCUGUGAGGGCGAUGUGGUAAGAUUGAGGAAAUGUUUAGUUACUGGGUAUUUCAAGAACGCAGCUAGGAUGAUGCCAGACGGAUCAUAUCGCUCCGCAAGGGAGAAUGCCAUACUUCACGUCCAUCCUAAUUCCGUAAUGUUCACUAGACAACCUUCGACGGGAUGGGUGAUUUAUCACGAGGUCGUAGAGACUACGAAAAGGUUUAUGAGAGAUCUGACCGUUGUGGAGGAAGAAUGGUUGGUCGAGUUAGCACCACAUUACUAUCAAUUCAAAGGUGGGGGAAUCAAGAAACAUUUCAAAGAUUAGAUCUAUUCUCGCCGUUUUCGUCUUCUUCUUAGUGUCGUGGAUCUAUCAAAAUCCUAUCGUCACUUGUGUUGUAGCCAGUAGCGAAAGUGCAUGCAUCCUCAAAAAUGAAAUGUUAU